CCGAGUCUCCUGCCUCCCGCCCCCCACCCCACCAGCUCCUGCUCCUCCUCCGCUCCCCAUACACAGACACUCUCACACCCGCUCCUUCACUCGCACACACAGACACACGCGCGCUCACACGCUCCACACACACACUCCACUCUCUCCCGCGCGCUCACACCCCUCUCGCCCGGCGCCCUCGCCGGUGCCGUGCCGUGCCGCAACCGGACGCCCCUCCAGGGCUCACUUUACAACGCUGACAGAGCCAGCAGUGGAGGUGGGAUCCACGGCGACAUCCAAUCCCCGAGUCGCGGCCGGAGACUGGACGCCGGCAGAACCUCGCGGCGGCGCUCUCCCAUGAGUUGGGAUCGCAGCAUCCCCCGCCAGCCGCUCACCGCCUCUGGGAGCCGCUGGGCUUGUGCACAGCAGCCCUUCCAGGACAGCAGCUGUGACUCUCCCUCGCUCCAGAUUUCAGGACCGCACUCUAGAAACUCGUUCUAAAGACGGAACCGCCACAGCACCCAAAGCCCACUGCGGGAGAGCGCAGCCCGACCAGCCCGGGCGCUGAGCCUGGACCCUCAACACAGCCGGGCUGCACUGGGGCUGCUUCCUCGAGCCCGACGUCCCCGCCUGCUACACUCUCAGCCUCCGCUGGAGAGACCCCCAGCCCCACCAUUCAGCGUGCAAGAUACCCUCCAGAUAUGCCCUGCGUGCAAGCCCAAUAUAGCCCUUCGCCUCCGGGGUCCACUUACGCCACGCAGACUUAUGGCUCGGAAUACACUACAGAAAUCAUGAACCCCGACUAUUCCAAGCUGACCAUGGACCUCGGUAGCACGGGAAUCAUGGCCACCGCCACGACGUCCCUGCCCAGCUUCAGUACCUUCAUGGAGGGCUACCCCAGCAGCUGCGAACUCAAGCCCUCCUGCCUGUACCAAAUGCCACCUUCCGGGCCUCGGCCUUUGAUCAAGAUGGAAGAGGGCCGCGAGCAUGGCUACCACCACCACCAUCAUCACCAUCACCACCAUCACCAUCAGCAGCAGCAACAGCCGUCCAUUCCUCCUCCCUCUGGCCCCGAGGAAGAGGUACUGCCUAGCACCUCCAUGUACUUCAAGCAGUCUCCGCCGUCCACUCCAACCACACCAGGCUUUCCCCCGCAGGCGGGGGCGCUAUGGGAGGACGAGCUGCCCUCGGCUCCUGGCUGCAUCGCUCCCGGAACGCUGCUAGACCCGCAGAUGAAGACGGUGCCCCCGAUGGCCGCCGCGCGCUUCCCGCUCUUCUUCAAGCCCUCACCGCCACACCCUCCGGCUCCCAGCCCUGCGGGCGGCCACCACCUAGGUUAUGACCCUACUGCCGCGGCUGCGCUCAGCCUGCCCCUGGGAGCCGCUGCCGCCGCGGGCAGCCAAGCUGCGGCGCUCGAGGGCCACCCGUACGGGCUCCCGCUGGCCAAGAGGACGACCACGCUGACCUUCUCUCCACUGAACCUCACAGCCUCCCCUACCGCGUCCAGCCUGCUGGGAGAGAGCCCUAGCCUGCCAUCGCCACCCAACAGGAGCUCAUCAUCCGGCGAGGGCACCUGUGCUGUGUGCGGGGACAAUGCUGCCUGCCAGCAUUACGGGGUACGCACCUGCGAGGGCUGCAAGGGCUUCUUCAAGAGAACAGUGCAGAAAAAUGCAAAAUAUGUUUGCCUGGCAAAUAAAAACUGCCCAGUAGACAAGAGACGUCGAAAUCGAUGUCAAUACUGCAGAUUUCAGAAGUGUCUCAGUGUCGGGAUGGUUAAAGAAGUUGUGCGUACAGACAGUCUGAAAGGGAGGAGAGGUCGGCUGCCUUCCAAACCAAAGAGCCCACUACAGCAGGAGCCCUCGCAGCCUUCCCCGCCAUCCCCUCCUACCUGCAUGAUGAAUGCCCUCGUCCGAGCUUUAACAGAUGCAACGCCCAGAGAUCUUGAUUAUUCCAGAUACUGUCCCACCGACCAGGCCACUGCAGGCACAGAUGCUGAGCACGUGCAGCAGUUCUACAACCUUCUGACGGCCUCCAUUGAUGUGUCCAGAAGCUGGGCAGAAAAGAUCCCGGGAUUCACUGAUCUCCCCAAGGAAGAUCAGACGUUACUCAUAGAAUCAGCCUUUUUGGAGCUGUUUGUGCUUAGACUUUCCAUCAGGUCAAACACUGCUGAGGAUAAGUUUGUGUUCUGCAACGGGCUUGUCCUGCAUCGACUUCAGUGCCUUCGUGGAUUUGGGGAGUGGCUCGACUCCAUUAAAGACUUUUCUUUAAAUUUGCAGAGCCUGAACCUUGAUAUCCAAGCCUUAGCCUGCCUGUCCGCACUGAGCACGAUCACAGAGCGACAUGGGUUAAAAGAACCAAAGAGAGUGGAAGAGCUAUGCAACAAGAUCACGAGCAGCUUGAAGGAACACCAGAGGAAGGGGCAGGCUCUGGAGCCCGCCGAGCCCAAGGUCGUGCGAGCGCUGGUGGAACUGAGGAAGGUCUGCACCCAGGGCCUCCAGCGCAUCUUCUACCUAAAGCUAGAGGACUUGGUGUCCCCACCCUCUGUCAUUGACAAGCUCUUCCAUGACACCCUGCCUUUCUGAGCAGGGAAAACUGAGCAGAGAGCCACUCG
Messenger RNA from Acomys russatus (golden spiny mouse), 2590 nucleotides. RefSeq names its product nuclear receptor subfamily 4 group A member 3 (gene Nr4a3). The transcript is spliced from 8 exons. Gene Ontology annotation, biological process: cellular response to corticotropin-releasing hormone stimulus; regulation of transcription by RNA polymerase II. The record is from RefSeq and is a predicted model, not a curated record. Lineage: Eukaryota; Metazoa; Chordata; Mammalia; Rodentia; Muridae. Gene Ontology annotation, molecular function: zinc ion binding; RNA polymerase II cis-regulatory region sequence-specific DNA binding; nuclear receptor activity. Bases 681 to 2561 code for a protein of 626 amino acids. Gene Ontology annotation, cellular component: transcription regulator complex; nucleus.